Letharia columbiana is the source of this 273-nucleotide messenger RNA. RefSeq lists its product as uncharacterized. Bases 1 to 273 code for a protein of 90 amino acids. The record is from RefSeq and is a predicted model, not a curated record. Lineage: Eukaryota; Fungi; Ascomycota; Lecanoromycetes; Lecanorales; Parmeliaceae. The transcript has 2 exons.
AUGCACCCACCUCAUAGCCCGGGCAGAGGCCCUCCGCAAGGUCCCCCCGGAGCCCUCUCGCCCGGCGCUCCUGGUCCGGCCGAUCCUAUCCCAGUCAACCAGCUUAACGACAUGUACAUGCAGCAGCAACAGGACGUCAGCAACCGCCUUGAAGCAGAUGGCAGGGGGGCGGAGUGCAAGGAGAGACGAGAAGGCGGAGGCAAUUUCCUUGUAUCAUUAGGCAUCUUAAGCAUGGCUGGCAGCGACAUGCCCGAGGUUGCAGAUCACGAGUGA